This is a messenger RNA of Schistosoma intercalatum, 4121 nucleotides long. NCBI's taxonomy places the organism in Eukaryota, Metazoa, Platyhelminthes, Trematoda, Strigeidida, Schistosomatidae. The record is from the annotation of a GenBank genome assembly.
AUAAAACUGUUUUUACUUUGGUUUCGUUGGUCUUGUUCUAGAGAAAGACAGCUCAUUCUAGUCCUAGAUAAGCGUACUAAUAAUAGGAUUUUACCAAUUUUUAUCAACUUUUUUGGACAAACGGAUCGUUUUGGGUUUACAAAAUGGAUUUAAAUGCAUACAAAGGAUGGUCUUCUGAACUUCAUUCUACAUACAAUCAACUUCUCGAAUAUGAAAGUUUUUUGCGUUUGUUUCCUGUAGAGGUUGCUAACUCUAUAGCCACCAGUACUGUAAUGAGUGUGAAGUGUGAUUGUUCAUGUACUCUUCUGUCAUCGUCUGGUGAUGUAGUACCUGCCAAUACCGAUGCAACACAUGAUGGUUCUGUUUCUCAUCGAAGCGAAUCUAUAUCUCUUCCCCAAAAUGUUUCUUCAGCACCGAAUCCGCGUUCAUCUUUUUCUGGUCAGACUUCCGUAGUACGUUUUGAUUCUCCAGAUGAACUGCGUUGGGUUAUGCACGCUAUCACUUACGGACUGACUAUGUCAUCUGAAAAUUGGGACGUCAUCAAACACAGUGCACAUAUUUACUGCUAUUGGAUCAAAUGUCUUAAUUCUUCAAUACGCUCCACACAAUCAGGGAAUUCGAACUCACCAAUUCCGUUGAUUCUACAAAAGGAGCCACAACGUUUCUUAAAGUCCCUUUUGUUCUCCCUUACUUAUUAUUUCCUUCCACGUGAUCCAGAACCAUUAAGUGAUCAGCCUAAGUUAAUGUUUUCAACCCUUGGUCGAAGUUUAGCACCUCCACAGUAUUUGACUAGUGCCGACUCAUCUGAAGCUCCAUCUUCUUUUACAGUGAUCGAGUCAACACACUUAUCAGCGUUGCUAAAUAAGCAGUUAGACAUUAUAAAACUGGUGGCUGCUGCAGUCGAAGAAUUAUGCUCAGUACCGACUCAGUUAACAUCUGACUCCUGGGAUUGUAUAUUGCGAUUUUGUCUGAUCAUAUGUCAUGCUAUUCUGUCACCACCUUUACAUUUACCAUCAGGAUUAAUCCAGUCAUCUACUGGGGCUUCUCAGAUGACCAAUACUUUUAUUUCGGGAUCAGGAUCUGUUGGUGGACCUAAUUCUAUGGCUCUUUUGUCAAAUCAUUCCAGUUCUUCAGAUGUUAGGGGCACCAAGGAUUCAGCUACCUUAUUUGACGUCAUAUCAGACUGCGUUUCCAACUUACUAUUCAGUACUUGGUUAAAAGCUUGUACUCAUUGUUUUCCUAAACCACAACUUUGGGUCGCAUUUAGAGAGUGCGCAAGAGUAUGGCGACAUCAUAAUGCGUUUAUUAAACAGUGGUCUCGUGUUUCCGUGGCACUAUCCGCUACUUUACUUGGUAUACUAAAUAAACCUACUAACUUAAACGCUUAUGCUUCUUUCAUUCAAUUAAUUCCAUCUGAUCUACCUGAUGGAAAUGCGAAAGAAUCUUGGAUUCGUAUGUUAUAUUUGAUCGACAAUCCAGUAGAUCUUAGUCAUGAACGUUUAAUAUGUAAUACACCGAUUUUUGAGGAAUAUAAGAAAUACAAUUGCAAUGAUAGAAUUCGAUGGACAUCUGUUUAUUUCCCCUAUCUAUAUCAUCAAGCCCUACGUGGUCUGUCAAUGAUCGUGGAUGGAUUUUUGGGUAUUCAGCCAAGUCUUACAGUUGGUAUCGAUCCAUUUGUUGGUGUAAUUCCAGAACUUUAUGGUCCUAUCGGUCGAUUAUUUCAAAGUUACCCUUCAUUUCAUAAGUACACAGAUACACAAAGCGUGAACAAUGAUGAUGAAGUCAGGAAAGCCCUUAUGACGGGUUUUUCAAAUAUUCAAGGUGGAACACGGUUGGCUGCUGGUAGUUUUUCUACAGAAAAAGCAACUAGAAAAUCUAGAUUAGCAAGCGUCGUCACGUCUGCUGGUAUUCUUGCUUCCGCUGGAACUUCUGGAGGUUUGAAAUCUGGGUCGGCUCCAUUUAAUAGUACUUCAAUACAUAUUCCUCAUACCAAUAGUAGUUCGUUAACUCCUAUUGAAAUUAAUGCUUCUUUGACAAAUGCUUUUCAACAGUCACAAACUCCUAGUUCACAAGCAUCUUUGCAGUUAUCAAAUGCUUCAACAAGUGGACAGUCAGUUAAUCAAAAAUUAGGAAAUAUUCCACCUAUAUUGUCUUUAGUUAAUAGAAAUCUACAGGUCGACCAUUUACAGAAUUUAGCUACAAAUUGGUUAUCAACCUAUUCUCAAAUUAUCUUAAAUCCUCAAAGACCAGAAAUAAACUCAUUGUUACAACUAUUUGGUGCUUGGCUUUUUGAAGCAUCAGUAUCAGGAGUUAAACAAGAUUUAAGUGUUACUGUGAUCAGUCAUCGAGCUACAUUAAUUGAUAAUAAUCGUUUUCUAGUUGGUCGUGCUGAAGCUCUUGGAACACUAUGUCGAAUAAUGAUCUACGCUCAACGUGGUCGUUUAGCAGAGGAAUAUCUUACACGAUUUUAUUUAUGUCUUUAUUAUGCAUUGGUUGUUGAUCCAACGGUUAAAAAUGAUUAUAUUUUAUGUUUAGUGUUAUUCUAUUCAAUUGAUUUACUUCGUGUUGAUUUACCCGGUAUCAAUAUCUUGAUACCACGUAUAUAUGGUGCUUGUCAGCAUGUUUUAAAAGAAGAAAUUAACAUGAAACCUGAAUUUUUAUCACCGACUCUGGUUCAACGUGCAGCUAUACAUCAGCUUAUGUCAAUGGUAUGUAUUCCUAUUCAAUUUAAAGGCGCACAUUUAAAACCUUUGAUUCCUUUGAUGUCUAAUGAGGAUAAUCCAUGUUCAUUGAAUGAUAUAAAAAAUAUGAUGGUUAAUAUUUUAUGUGAUACGUUGAGUAGUACAGAAGAUCCGGUAAAUUUUCAAUUGUUAUUAAGUGUGGCGUUGGCUUUAAUUGAAGACAUGUCAGCUGAUGAGAUGCAGUCAUCUAAUAUUCGAACCGACCCUGGCAAAUCUCACACAACAUCUAGUUUCUUCAAUAUUCUGACACCACUGCUUUGUGGUAAUUUAGUAUAUAAGUGGAAAAAUGAUUCAUCAGUUAUGCUUUAUUUACUAGAAAUCAUCUCUGGUUUAUCUAGUGUACAUGUUACACCAGUUGAUCCAUCUACUUAUAGACAUACCGUCCGAUCAAUAUGUGAAUUUAUUACAAAUCAAUGUAACCGUGAAAAAAAAGACCAUAAAAGGCAGCUACAUAGUAUUAUUGUUGCUGCGUAUUAUUGUUUAUCUUCAUGGAUUGUACAACAUGUGAAUUUAUUAUUAUCUGAUCGAGAAUGUGUAUGGACUAUAUUAGAAACAAUUGAAUUGGGUAUUUGUGGUGCUAAGUCUUCAAAUAAACAGGCAAAAAAUGAGCCCCCUACUACUAUUCUCAAAGGUCAAAAACCUUUAGUUCCAUCCUCAAAACGUGUUUGUGAUGCAGCUGAGGCUUGUCUGUCAAAUUUAAUGUCAGUAGCUGGAUCUUUUCCUGGACCAUUCGGGACCGAUACAACAUGCUCUCAAUUAGCAGAAGAUAACAUUUUGAAAUUGAUUAUAGAUGAAGAGUCGAAUUCAUCUAAGGGUCGGUCAGAAUUUCACUAUUUCUGGUCCGAACCUAAUUUAAUAAUUGGAUUGUGCGAAUUCCCUACGAACUCGUUUAAAUCAACCAUAAAACCAAAAAUUGAUUGUUCAAAAGAUGGACCAGCUGCAAUUUUAAUUAUUCGAGGACCAUUUGGACGUCAUGUUUGGAUAACGCAUAUGCGUCUUUCACCAUUGUUGGGAAACGACUCAAAUUCUCAGUCAAAUUAUUCGGAUCAAAAACAAGAAAUAGUAAUUAAUCGUCCUAAACCUUGGGGUUGUUUUCUUGACAGACUUAUCACCACAGUAACCAACAAUGAAAAUGUUCCUGCUUUAAAUUUUCCACAAUCGAUAUCCGAUAUUCCACUUGUUGAAGCUGAUCAUAUAAUACCUUCGCUGGAUGAAGUUGGUAGUGAACUUGGAAGUAAUGUUAGACAAGAAAUUAAUGUAUUCAAGAAAUUAAUAACCACACAUGCUUCAUUAGCAAAGGAAGUUGGAUUACGUUGUGUCCAAGAAAAAAUUAAUGCACCUUAUCCUGACCCAAUCACAGAAGCACAAGCACCAAUGUAA